AUGCAUCUGCCUCCAAGACUGGGUACCCCUGACCAGGAGAGAGACCAGCCCACAGACUCUGCAGAAGGGGCUGAGGUCUGGCAUGCUGCCCUUCAGAAUUCCCGCCUGGCCGGGUCCUCAAAGGCUCUGGUCAACCUCACGUGGGGUCCAGAGUUCCUCCUCCUUGGCCUGAUGGAUGACACAGUCGCCCACCCGGUGUUGUUCCUGUUCUUCCUCAGCAUCUAUCUGCUCAAUGCCCUGGGCAACCUGAGCAUGGUGGUACUGGUGAGGUCUGAUGGGGCUCUGAGCUCCCCUAUGUAUUACUUCUUGGGUCACCUGAGCCUCGUUGAUGCCUGCUUUACCACGGUCACGGUCCCCGGACUGCUGGCCAGCCUGCUGCACCCUGGCCGGGCCAUAUCCUUCCAAGCAUGCUUUGUCCAGAUGUACUUCUUUGUGGCUCUGGGCAUCACAGAGAGCUACCUCCUGGCUGCCAUGUCCUACGACCGCGCGGUGGCGGUCUGCCGGCCACUGCACUACACCGCGGUCAUGACACCCCGACGCAGUGUGGCGCUGGUGGGUGCGUCCUGGGCGGUGGCCCACCUGCACUCACUGCUCCACACACUGCUCAUCUCCGCGCUCUCCUACCCUCGCUUCGCCCCCAUGCGCCACUUUUUUUGUGACAUGACGGUGAUGCUGAGCUUGGCGACCUCGGACACGUCCGCUGCAGAGACUGCCAUCUUCUCCGAGGGCCUGGCGGUGGUGCUGACCCCGCUACUUCUCGUGUCCCUCUCCUACGCGCACAUCCUCCUAGCGGUGCUCAGAGUGCGGUCUGCAGGAGGCCGGCGCCGCGCCUUCUCCACUUGCGGGGCCCACCUGGUGGUGGUGUCGCUUUUCUUUGGUUCUGUCCUCUCAGUAUAUUUCCGACCAUCAUCCGCCUACUCAGCGCGCUAUGACCGCCUGGCCAGCGUGGUGUAUGCGGUGGUCACACCGACCUUGAACCCCUUCAUCUACAGCCUUCGAAACAAAGAGGUCAAAGGUGCUCUAACACGGGGGCUCAGAUGCUGA
Molecule: messenger RNA, 1044 nt
Organism: Sciurus carolinensis (gray squirrel)
Lineage: Eukaryota; Metazoa; Chordata; Mammalia; Rodentia; Sciuridae
Product: olfactory receptor 1L4-like
Exons: 2
Coding region: 1-1044 (347 amino acids)
Biological process (GO): G protein-coupled receptor signaling pathway
Cellular component (GO): membrane
Molecular function (GO): olfactory receptor activity; G protein-coupled receptor activity
Source: RefSeq, a predicted model, not a curated record